Messenger RNA from Postia placenta MAD-698-R-SB12, 628 nucleotides. RefSeq lists its product as hypothetical. The record is from RefSeq and is a predicted model, not a curated record. NCBI's taxonomy places the organism in Eukaryota, Fungi, Basidiomycota, Agaricomycetes, Polyporales, Adustoporiaceae. The transcript is spliced from 3 exons. Bases 1 to 534 code for a protein of 177 amino acids.
AUGUUGCCCUCUUCCCCAUUCCCCGGCAGUCAGCAGAACUCAUUAUACACUUCAUCUCAAAGUUUAUCGAACCUCGCGUUUUCUGAUGUGCCUGGAGGCUUGAUCGGUUCGCAAUCGUUUUCUUCCCAGUCUUCGCUGCAGACGCCAUCGAGCGUCGAUGCGAACUCCCCGGAAGCUUUCAAGCAGGCCAUCCAGCUUGCGCUAGGACAGGCCGCGAGAGUUCAGGACCUCGCUAGGAGUGCCUUAGCAGGAAUCGAGAAUGCAUACCAUCCUGGCACCAACCCGUUCCAAACGACAGCGGACAUGACCGCGCUGCAGCAGGCGAUGCAGAUGCUCGCGGAGCUCCUGCGGCAGACAGGCGUUGGCGCGCUCCCGCUGCACCCACCAGACCUCGCGCAGCCGCCAACGGAGGACCAACUCAUCGCUGAGACGACUGUGGCAGUGCAGGCGCUUUACGAGCGGUCGAAGCGGGUGCAGGAGAGCGCGGGCGUUGUGGCGAGUCUGCUGAGCGUCUCCGACGCGGCGAGGCGAUGACCGCGUUCAUCCGCAACGUGAGCUAAGCCAUUGAUCUUGUAUGGCAGCGUAAUAGAUGUGGUUAUGCUAACAGUGGGUUACACUUUCUGCAUGC